GAGUGUGUCGGUGCAGGAACAUCCUGCAACAGGGCGGCCGCCAUGCCUGGGGACUGGGACAAGGACGUUUACCAGCAGCCCGCCAGCCGGACCCCGGCCGUGGACAAGCAGACCGGGCUGCCCAACCCCGCCGUCAUCGUUAGCAAACUCUUCCACUACACGGUCGAUUUGCCGGUCACGACCUUCAGAGAAUGGGUGGAACGGCAGCAGAAAAAGCAUACAUUUAAUUAUUACCACCAGAAUUUCAGACGGGUGCCUGAUCUGAUUGACUGUCAGCUGGGUGACUACCUUUGCUAUUAUGAAGCAGAGAUGCAGUGGAGACGGGAUUACAAGGUUGAUCAGGAGAUUAUUAAAAUUCUCCAGGAGCGUCUGAGAGCCUGUCAUCAAAGGGAAGGUGAGAGCCAUGUCCAGAACUGUGCUAAAGAGCUGGAGCAAUUCAAGGAGGCAGCAAAAGGUUACCAGUCAAGAUAUGGCGAUCUUGGGGCUUAUGCCAGUGCCAGGAAAUGUCUAAUGAAACAGAAACAUCGAAUGAUUGAGGAAAGGGAAAAGGAGAAAGGUGAAGCAUAAAAACGCCCACCAGACAGACAUCUGUUAAGUCAAUUAAAAAAAAAUUGUGAUAAUCACCUAUUAUGUACAGUCUGAAUGUGUUCGAAUUGUGCAGAAUGUUUAAAUUUCGCAUCAAUGUGAUUAUGAUACAUGGACCUACUAAAUAAUAAAUAAUGCCUAACCU
Molecule: messenger RNA, 730 nt
Organism: Leucoraja erinaceus (little skate)
Lineage: Eukaryota; Metazoa; Chordata; Chondrichthyes; Rajiformes; Rajidae
Gene: ndufb10
Product: NADH:ubiquinone oxidoreductase subunit B10
Exons: 4
Coding region: 43-567 (174 amino acids)
Source: RefSeq, a predicted model, not a curated record